Molecule: messenger RNA, 4658 nt
Organism: Pichia membranifaciens NRRL Y-2026
Lineage: Eukaryota; Fungi; Ascomycota; Pichiomycetes; Pichiales; Pichiaceae
Exons: 2
Coding region: 1-4515 (1504 amino acids)
Biological process (GO): transmembrane transport
Cellular component (GO): membrane
Molecular function (GO): ATP binding; ABC-type transporter activity; ATP hydrolysis activity
Source: RefSeq, a predicted model, not a curated record
AUGUUUCAGUUUGAUUUGAACGGGUUGUUUCCUUGUGGAUGUCACGACGGUGAAGGUUAUCAAUGGACCUCGCAUCUUUCAGAUCCUUCCCCUUGUCUCCUCAAUGGCUUGUUUUUAAACAUAUUAUCGGUGUAUUUUCUCAUUCAUUCACUCCAAGUUAUUCAUAAAUUAAGAAAGCAGAAGAACAUUAAUUCAAAGCCCAAUUAUAUUUUUGCCUCUAAACUACUGUUGAUAGUGUGCCAGAUAUUCAUGCAGCUAGCAAUUGUGAUCUUGACGACAAAAAAGUCUCAGAACGCCUACCCUCCGUACUCAGUUUUCUCUGAUUCGGUUUGGUGGUCAACCAUUCUGGUAUUUAUUUCACUCCUGGUAUCUCUUGUUUUCAGCUACAUUGAGUUCUUCAAAACUUAUGUCGGACAAACGCCAUUAAUAAUAUUCUGGUUUUUUAGCACGGCUAUCGGCUUCUUGAGAGUUGUGAACUCGUCGUUGAGACAUUACCCUUCUACAGAUGCCUUUCUGUUUUCCGCCUUUGCGGUAAAUUCGUUGUUGAUUUUUAUUUUGGAAGUUAGCUUUGCUCCUAAAUUGAAUUUAGAAACAACAGAGGGCUAUAGCAUCUAUGACUACUCAAAUAUUUUUAGCAAGUUAACUUUUACCUGGAUGACCCCAUUAAUGAGAAAAGGCUAUCAAAAAUUCUUGUUGCAAUCGGACUUGCCUCCUUUACCAAAUUCCUUAAAGUCGAAGUUGCUCUCUUCUGUUUUGGACAAAAACUGGAUAUUUGAGAGUAACAAUUCGGAUAAUCCGUCCUUAUUUCGUGCGUUGGUGAAAUCUUUUGGUGGACCUUUCUUUGUCGGUGCAAUAUUCAAGUUCAUUCAAGAUUGCAUAGCUUUCACUCAGCCCCAAUUGUUGAAGCGUUUGAUUAUUUUUGUUCAUGACUAUCACGAUGACCCUUCCAUACCACUUACAAGAGGAUUCAUGAUUGUCAUGUCUAUGUUUUCAUUGUCCGUUAUACAAACUGCCUCCUUACAUCAAUACUUUGAGAGAGUUUACGAUACUUCAAUAAAGGUCAAGUCUUCAAUGACCGCACUGGUUUAUCAAAAAUCUUUGAAUCUUUCUAUUGAAGCAAAAAAGGCUAAAACAACCGGGGAUAUUGUCAACUUGAUGUCUGUAGAUACCCAGAGAUUGCAAGAUGUGUGCCAAAACUUACAACUUAUUUGGUCAGGUCCUUUCCAGAUAACCCUUUGCUUGAUUUCUUUGUACAAUUUACUUGGAAAUGCAAUGUGGGUGGGUGUUGGCAUAUUGGUCAUUACUGUUCCCCUGAAUACAAGACUUUUCAGAUUCCAGAAGAAACUACAGAAAGAUCAAAUGAAAGUCAAAGACGAAAGAACUGGUUUAAUUUCUGAAAUCUUGAACAAUAUCAAGUCCCUAAAAUUGUAUGCAUGGGAAACUCCUUACAAAGAAAAGCUGACCUAUGUCAGAAAUGAAAAGGAGUUGAAGAAUUUAAAAAAGAUCGGCAUUUUCCAAGCUGGAAAUCAAUUUAUUUUUAAUUCCACACCAUUUAUGGUGAGUUGUUCCACUUUUGCGAUGUUCAUCAUUCUGUACAAGGGAACACCACUAACAACAGAUCUUGUUUUCACUGCAUUGGCGCUAUUCAACUUGUUAGGAUUUCCAUUGAUGGCCCUUCCCUUGACCAUUGGUAACAUUAUCGAGUCACAAGUUGCACUUUCAAGAUUAACUGAAUUCCUGUGCAGCGAUGAAAUUGAAGAUGACGUGAUUAAUAGGUACCCAGCAGCAAAGUCUGUUGGCGAUGUAUCAGUGAAAGUUGAAGGUGCUGAUUUCCUUUGGUCAAGAGAACCAUACAAAACUGCGUUGGUAAACAUCAACUAUACUGCCUACAAAGGACAACUGAGUUGCGUGUUAGGCAAAGUUGGAUCCGGGAAGUCUGCUCUGAUUCAAGCUUUAUUAGGUAGCCUACACAGAACAAAUGGUAUUGCCUCUAUUGCAGGUAGCAUCGCGUAUGUUCCUCAGACUGCUUGGAUUAUGAAUGGUACUAUCAAGGAGAACAUUUUGUUCGGUUGCAAAUUUGAUCCAGAUUUUUAUCAAAAAACCAUACAUGCGUGUGCAUUAUCACAAGAUCUUGAAAUAUUACCGGAUGGUGACGAAACUCAAGUUGGUGAAAAAGGUAUUAGUAUGUCUGGGGGCCAAAAGGCUAGAUUAUCUCUUGCCAGAGCAGUUUAUGCAAGAGCUGAUGUCUACUUGCUAGACGAUGUUUUGAGUGCAGUUGAUGAGCAUGUUGGAAAGCAUAUCAGUAAUAAUGUUUUGGGACCAAACGGUUUAUUGAAGAACAAAUGCAGGAUUUUAGCGACCAACAGUAUGGCAGUUUUCAAGUUUUCAAAUCAUCUUACCAUGAUGGCAGAUGGAAGAAUUGUUGAAGAGGGUACCUACAGUGAUCUUUUACUCUCCAAAAAAAAGACAUCUCUUCUCUACAAGUUGAUUAAGGAAUACGGAAGAAAAGACAGUACGCAUUCUGAGAACAAAACCGAAGAACAAGUUUCAGAACCUGUAUCAGAAUUAUCCUCAGCCAUGGCUAUGUCAACAACACCUUCGACCGAUGAAGUGAAAGAUGUUAAAGGGGACUUCAGAAAGGCUGAAUUGGAGGACUUUAGGAUCGAUAUUCAAAACCAAGAAAAGGUUCAAGAGAAUGCAGGAAGGUCGGAAACACAUGAACAAGGUAAAGUUGACUGGAAUGUUUACAUUACUUAUGCGAAAGCCUGUGGUGUGGGACACGUUUUACUGUUGAUUGUCUUUAUUGUUACAGCUAUGGCUUUAUCAGUUACUUCUAAUGUCUGGCUAAAGCAUUGGUCUGAAAUAAAUACCGCCGUUGGAGCUAAUCCAGAACCUUGGAAAUAUUUGAGCAUUUAUUUCUUGUUUUGCAUUUCUGCUGUUUUCUGUACUAUGUGUCAGUCUUUGGUUCAGUGGUUAUUGUGUUCAAUUUCUGGUUCCAAAUAUUUGCAUGAAAUCAUGUUAAACUCAGUUUUAAGAGCCCCAAUGCAAUUUUUUGAGACUACUCCAAUUGGUAGGAUUUUGAACAGGUUUUCAAAUGAUAUAUACAAAAUCGAUGAAACUCUUUUCAGAGUUUUUUCAAUGUUCUUUUCCAACAGUAUCAGGGUUCUGUUUACAAUUCUAAUUAUCAUCUACUCAACUUGGCAGUUCAUUUUCUUCGUCGUUCCAAUGUUUUUCAUUUACAGAUAUUACCAAAAGUAUUAUCUAUACACAUCCAGAGAGUUGAAAAGGUUGGAAUCUGUCUCUAAAUCUCCAAUUUAUGCACACUUUCAGGAAACUCUUACAGGUGUUUCUGUGAUUAAAGCUUACGAUCAAGCUCAAAGAUUUUCCUUCUUAAAUCAAUACAAGAUGGACGUCAAUAUGAGCGCAUACCAUCCAUCUGUCACUGCAAAUAGAUGGUUGGCAGUCAGAUUAGAAUUUUUAGGAUCAUUUAUUAUCCUUGGAUCUUCAGGAUUGUUGAUCUUGACGCUAAGAACUGGCAAAGUAACCCCUGGUUUAGUUGGUUUGUCCGUUUCGUAUGCUUUACAGGUGACCCAGGCGCUGAACUGGAUUGUUAGAAUGACAGUGGACAUUGAAUCUAACAUUGUUUCUGUUGAGCGGGUUAUGGAGUAUGCAGCGUUGCCACAUGAGGCACCCGAAGUAAUCGAUGAUAAAAGACCUUCAACGAACUGGCCUUUCAAUGGAGAAAUUCAGUUUAAGAACUAUUCUACAAGGUACAGAUCAGACCUUGAUCUGGUUUUGAGGGAUAUCAACUUAUCAGUCAAGAAGAAAGAGAAGAUUGGUAUUGUUGGAAGAACUGGUGCCGGCAAGUCUUCUUUGACAUUGGCAAUUUUCCGGAUAAUUGAAGCCGUUGGGGGACACAUUGAAAUUGAUGACGUCAAUACAUCUAUGAUUGGGUUGUAUGACUUGAGAUCCAAGUUAUCAAUCAUUCCACAGGAUUCUCAAAUAUUCAGAGGCACAAUCAGAUCUAACUUAGACCCUGUCGAUCAGUACAAUGAUGAUGAUCUUUGGGAAGCGCUAAGCUUGUCACAUUUGAAAGAACAUGUACAAAGAAUGUAUGAAGAAUACGAAAAUAAAGAGGAGAUUGGAUUCAAUGGAUUACUGGUUCCGAUCAGUGAAGGAGGCUCCAACUUGUCUGCAGGACAGCGCCAAUUAAUGUGUUUGGCAAGAGCUCUAACCAAAAAGAAUUGUAAGGUGUUGAUUCUCGAUGAAGCGACAGCCAAUGUUGAUGUUGAUACAGAUUCAAUUGUUCAGCAAACUAUCAGGUCUGCUUUUGAGGACAGGACAAUUUUAACAAUUGCACACAGACUCAAUACCAUUAUUGAUAGCGAUCGGAUCAUUGUGUUGGAACAGGGCAGAGUCAAAGAGUUCGACACUCCUGCGAAUCUAUUGAAGAACACGGACUCGAUAUUUUUUUCGUUGUGUGAGGAGGGUGGUUUGGUGAGCAGAGAAGACUGAAGAUAGCAAUGAUCUCUGUUAAUUAUAUUUAUUGAAUCAUACAUAUAUUCCGUUCCACUUUGUUAUUGCAAAGGGAAGUGAGAGGUUUACAUAUCGUUCCUUGGCACACUUAUGUCUUAUCUCUCCAAAAAAAAAUUACUAUA